Camellia sinensis is the source of this 1680-nucleotide messenger RNA. NCBI's taxonomy places the organism in Eukaryota, Viridiplantae, Streptophyta, Magnoliopsida, Ericales, Theaceae. The record is from RefSeq and is a predicted model, not a curated record.
CUCUCAUCGUUUAAAUAAAAUCUGAAUAUCUUGCUCGAAUUUUGAUUCUUUGAAGUCUGUAAUUUUUAACAUUUGGAAUUUGGUAACAGGGUAUCCAAGUAGAGAGCAGACAUGCAGAUAGAACCAACCAUGAUACGAGGAGGUUGAAAGACACACCCCCCAAAAAUGCAAUAAAUCCACUACCUUGGGGAGCUUGUUACUUUGAUUUUGUCGAGUUUGCUGAUUGUCAGAACCGUUAGAAACAUAAAGAGAAUCAAGAAGAAAAUGCGUCGAUCAACUUCAGACAUAAUUAGUAAUCUUCCAGAAAGUGUAAAAGAAACAAUCCUAGCGUGUUUGCCAAUACAGGAUGCAGUGAGGACUAGUGUUUUGUCAAGAAAAUGGAGGUAUACCUGGACAAAACUUCCCCAACUUGUAUUUGAUGAUACAUUCUGCAGCGACUUGUUCAGCAAAACCAAGGAUAAACUUAUGACGAUUAUUUAUCAAGUUCUGUUAUUUCAUCAUGGACCAAUACCCAAGUUCACACUCUCUUUAUCUGGAUUGAAAAGUUGUUCGGAGUUCGAUCAGUUGAUACUUUUCGUUUCAAAAAGAGGUAUCCAGGAAUUGAACCUCAACAUUCAGAAUGGUGAACCUUAUAAAUUGCCAUCAUCACUAUUUUCAUGUCUUCAACUUAAGAUUUUGACUCUCCAUUCUUGUAUAUUUAAUUCUCCACCUGAAUUUAAAGGAUUUAGCAGGCUUCUUGAACUGGAGCUUUACGAAGUAGUUGUUACUGCCAACAUACUUUCAAGGUUAAUCUCCAGUAGCCCACUACUUGAGCGACUGUCACUUCAAAACUCCACCAGUAUAGAUUGCCUUGAAAUUAACGCUCCUAAUCUUAGAUUCUUACUCUGCGAAAUCCAUGCCGGUUCUAUUUGUUUAAAAAACACCGUUCAACUUGCAAGCGUUGCAAUUGGUUUAAUGGCGUCCAUGGAUGUGGAAGAAUUUGAGGUAGCAGAAACUUCCAAAUUGGUGACGCUUUUUGGUAGUCUACCUGUCAUUGAGUUUCUGGAAUUGGACUAUUAUUAUCUUCGGUAUAUGUCUGCAGGUGGUGUACCAAAGAGGCUUCCAACUACUUUGAACAACCUUAAAUUUCUCUACUUGAAUCAAAUUUGUUUCGGGCAACUAAAUGAGAUCUUGGUUUUUCUUUGUUUAAUUAGAAGCUCUCCAAACUUGGUAAAAAUUAGAAUUCUGGUACAUACUGAUGAAACUGCUGAUGAUGUUAUUGAUAAUCCUGUUCUAAAACUUUUAGAAAAGCAAGACUGGUCAGAUGUCUCUUUAAAUCAACUUCGAACAGUGGAGAUGUAUGAUAUAUCUAUAAUGAGGUCUGAAUUGGAGUUUAUUAAGCUUCUAUUAGCCAAAUCACCAAUGCUGGAGACAAUGAUUAUUAAGCCUGACCCAGUGGAGGUUGCUGACGAAGGUCCGACAACCAAAGUUAUAAGUAACAUGUCUGCAGCAUGUGUACCAAAGAGGCUUCAACCUACUAUGAACAACCUUAAAACUCUCCAGUUUUUAGAAAUUUGUUUCGGCCAACUAAAUGAUAUCUUGCUUAUUCUUUGUUUAAUUAGAAGCUCUCCAAACUUGGUAAAAAUUAGAAUUCUGGCUGAGACACAAUUCCUAGGCAGGAAUUUGGCAUUGACACUGUGA